Messenger RNA from Oreochromis aureus, 402 nucleotides. Its product is annotated as H-2 class II histocompatibility antigen, E-S beta chain-like. Gene Ontology annotation, cellular component: membrane; MHC class II protein complex. Lineage: Eukaryota; Metazoa; Chordata; Actinopteri; Cichliformes; Cichlidae. The coding region runs from base 2 to 391 and encodes 129 amino acids. The transcript has 2 exons. Gene Ontology annotation, biological process: immune response; antigen processing and presentation. The record is from RefSeq and is a predicted model, not a curated record.
CAUGGCUUCAUCCUUCCUCUGCCUCCUCUUCAUCAGCCUCAGCACAGCAGAUGGAUUCAUGACUUACAGACUGUCUCGCUGUGACUUUAACUCCACUGAGCUGAAGGACAUCCAGUUCACCGACUCUUACUAUUACAACAUGAUAGAGAUCAUCAGGUUUGACAGCAAUGUGGGGAAGUUUGUUGGAUUCACUGACUUUGGAGUGAAGACCGCAGAGACCUGGAACAAUAUUCCUGCAAGGCUGGCUAGUAUGAGGGCUCAGAAGGGGACGUACUGCAAAUCAAACAUUGAUGUUAGAUACCACAAACUUACGUCUAAAUCAGGUGAGCGUGCGGUGAUCUGUGUGACAUCAUCAGGUGUUCCUGUUGACCUCACUCUGAAUCAUUUAUGAUGGACUCACAG